Messenger RNA from Suillus plorans, 2775 nucleotides. RefSeq lists its product as uncharacterized. The transcript is spliced from 6 exons. The record is from RefSeq and is a predicted model, not a curated record. Bases 1 to 2775 code for a protein of 924 amino acids. Lineage: Eukaryota; Fungi; Basidiomycota; Agaricomycetes; Boletales; Suillaceae.
AUGCCUACUUGCGAUGGAUGUGAGCAUCUCUUCACUAAAAAUGGUUAUUCUCGCCACCUAGCUCAAUCUAAGAAUCCUGCUUGCAUCAUCAUAUACGAGCAGAUGCAAAACUAUGUACCUUCGGCACCAAAUCUACAUUUCGAGUCACAUCCUCCGAGUCCAACAACUGCAAAGGUAUCCGAAGUACAACACCGAUCUGAUGGCGCAGUCUAUGAGCAUGAAUUGGACAACUUCGAAAACCCACCUCCUAAUAUAUUUGAGGGCGACUACUUUAACACUGCAGCCGAGGACCUGGAAUGGCCUGAGGAUGAUGCUGAAGAAGACGCUGAAGGUGAUGGUUUGGAAUCAGAGGAAGAGGAUAUGGAGGCUGAAGGAGCUGUAGCUGAGCAAGAACGAGACUGGGAGCCUCCUGUUGCAGAGCAGACCAUCGAAGAUCAGGAUUUGCCUAUGGAGGAAGAUAGCACGCACAUCACAGACACAUCUUCCGACACUCACGGCACUGAUCUAAAUCGUGCUCACCGGCACGAUGCAGAAGCCCCACUAUUUCAACGACCACAUAUUGUUAAGUUCCCUCUUCGCAAUGCAGGAGCUACCCAGGACUUGGAGGAUUCAGACUCGGACCCAGAUGAAGGAUGUCAUCAGAGCCCUGGUUCUACAUCGUUCUCGGACCUUCUCGAAAUCGAAGGAGUGUGCGAGAAGCUAGGGUUGUCAUACAAGAACUCCCGCGAACUAAACAAAAUAAUUGAUACAAAGAUACCUGCACGCCGGCCUUGCUUCCAGCGCAAGGAGAUUUUGGUGGCGGGUGAAGCUUUUGAUGUGUACUGUCGAGAUAUCAUCGACUGUGUCAAAGCGCUUUAUGGAGACCCAGAGUUUGCACCUUACCUUGUAUUUGUCCCAGAGCGGCACUAUACAGAUCAAGACGAGAUGCAAAGGCUAUACCACGAUCUACAUACUGGUAAAUGGUGGUGGAAUACACAGAUACUCCUCGCCUAUCUGCCCACCACCAAGUUAGAACAUAUUACCAACAAAUCAGCGAGACGCCGAAGUCUCGCGAAUCUAUUCCAUGCCUGCAUGCGCCAUGUUGUUGAGCCACUGGUAGAGCCAGGUAUCAAUGGGAUGGCAAUCAUGAGCGGAGAUGGUGCGUUACGGCGUGGGCAUCCUUUGGUUGCCUGUUACAUUGGAGAUUACCCCGAACAGCUCCUUGUCACAGGCAUCAAGACUGGUGAAUGUCCGAAGUGUGAUAUUCCAUCGGACGAACUUGGCAGUAAGGAUUUGCCUUUUCACACCCGCGAUCUGGGUGACAUUCUUGAUGCACUCGCUCUUGUCGAUGAAGACCCUUAUGAGUUUACUAAGGCCUGUCGCAGUGCAGGAAUCAAACCCCUCUAUCAUCCUUUCUGGGAAGACCUACCGCAUUGUAACAUAUUUCGCGCCAUCACUCCCGACAUCUUGCAUCAACUGUACCAAGGACUCGUCAAGCACCUGAUCUCAUGGAUCAAAUCUGCAUUCAGCGAUGCAGAAAUUGAUGCUGGCACGGAGCACGAACAAAUUUGCCGGUUCCUGCUGGGAAUAAUCAUUGAUAUUGGCCUGCCAAAUGGCGCAUCACCACUCCGACUGGUCCGUGCUGUAAGAGGCCUGCUUGACUUCCUGUAUCUUUCACGCUAUCCUUGUCACUCACAACGAACCUUGGAUCUUCUGGACGAUGCGCUCAAUCGCUUUCAUGACAACAAGUCAAUAUUCGUGGAUCUUGGUAUCCGUUCGUCGUUCAAUUUGCCUAAGCUCCACUCCUUUCGACACUAUGUUUCAAUGAUUCAACACUUUGGAACGACCAACAACUACAAUACCAAGUAUACCGAACGGCUUCAUAUCGACCUCGCAAAGGAUGCCUACCGCGCAACAAACCACAAAGAUGAGUAUAUGCAGAUGACCCUUUGGCUCGAGCGACGAGAAAAGAUUCUUUGGCACCAUCAAUUCAUUCAGUGGCGUCGUUCCUUAGCUUCCUCAAAUCAGCACCAAUCGUUCAGUUAUUCCCCACCACACGUUGAUCUUCUGUAUUCCCGACAAUACAAAGUCGCAAAGCACCCCUCUGCUAAACGAGUGACUUUCUCGGCACUUGCAGCCGAGUAUGGUGCAGUGCAUUUCCGUGCAGCCCUCACACAUUUUGUAGUGCAGGUCACAGAGCCGGAUCUGACUGCACGACAGCUCGAGGACAUGGCCGUGGAUGUGAUACUCCCUUUUCAAUCUGUGGCCGUGUUUCAUAAAAUCCAUUACAACAUCAUCAAUGACGACGGAACACCGAACAACCUUACUGUCGACUCAAUUCAUGCUCGACCAGCCAGACACGACCGCCACCAUAGGAACGUGCCUGCUAGGUUUGACACGGCACUUGUGAAUUUGGGUAAUGGUGGACCUUUGGGUGUGGAAGGAUACUGUGUAGCACAGGUCCAGGUUGUGUUUUCCCUUUUGGCGAAAGCAAAAAUAGCAAUGUUUCGCAACUUAAAUGUCCCUGAUCACCUCGCAUAUGUCGAAUGGUUCACGCCAUUUGCCAACAGACCACAGGCCAACCAUGGCAUGUAUAAAGUUUUGCGGGCUUUUCGUGAUGGUGAGAGGCAGGCGAGCAUCGUGCCUGUCCGCAAUAUCCGACGUUCUAUCCACUUGAUGCCGAAGUUUGGACCUGUGGCUCCUCGGGAAUGGACAACAAGCAAUGUAUUAGAUAGGUGUAGCACAUUUUUCGUUAAUACCUUUACAGAUAGAGAUGCAUAUGUAACUUUGUUUUAG